This is a messenger RNA of Pteropus alecto (black flying fox), 2951 nucleotides long. It is a transcript of the gene LYRM1, whose product is annotated as LYR motif containing 1. Bases 1710 to 2078 code for a protein of 122 amino acids. Lineage: Eukaryota; Metazoa; Chordata; Mammalia; Chiroptera; Pteropodidae. Gene Ontology annotation, cellular component: mitochondrion. The transcript is spliced from 4 exons. The record is from RefSeq and is a predicted model, not a curated record.
GGUCUUCAGUUGGGACACCUGGCCCAGGUACCAUCGCGUGCAUCAGGAUGGGAGUGGACAUGAGCGGUGACUGUUCUGAGCAUCAAUCGAUUCUUCUAACGAGUGUAUUUCAAGCCCCAACUGCACACCAGGCCUAGGAGUGUGACGAACGAGGCCACGACACAUACACCUCAGAGGAGGGGGAACCGAGCAGAAAGUUAAGUGGAGAAGGGUGAACGUCACAGCAGACAGGACUGUGCCGGAGGUGCGCGGAGCAGGGACGCCGACCCCGUGUCCGUAUGGAGGGCCCGUGACCCACAGUGGGAGCCGAGGGGUGACAGCGGCCGCACGAGGAAGAGCUGCGGGUCGGCGCCUUCGUUUGUCAACAAGGCUCCCAGCUCUAAGGAGACAGGGCCGAGGGAUGGGACCGGCCACCGCUGAUGCACAGUGACCACGUGAGACUGUGAUUCCCUGUGGGAAGUUCCACGGCCGCCACCCUGUCCCCAGCCCUCCAAAUCGAGCACUUGGGAGAGAAAGUUGAUCGUCACAUGGAUGCAGCACAGGGCGGAUGUCACCGAGUUGGAUUCGGAGGACCAAGUCUUAGGAGAGAGAAGAGGGUCCUUUGGCAGAAUGUGGAAAGAAUUCAACACACGCCGAAGUUAGAGUCAAAAGGAAAGUUUGUUAGAAAAGGGGUGACACCCCACAGACAGUGUGUGCCCCUCUCAGAGGCAGAGCGAGAGAGACCAAGGGAGACUGGGAAGGGGGUGAGUAGGGGCUGUGAGGGACCCAGGGCAGUCAGGGAGCGCGGUUUAUAUGUCAUCCUUUAGUUCCCGUUCCCUUGGAGAUGGACAUACAGGGACGGAGGAAGGUGGGUAUGGAGCCCCAGGGGCCUGCCGGCUGCUCCCAGCCUGCAGGCCAUAGGUUCCCCGUGGCCUUAGCCAUGGGGAAUGAACGCUUUCAUUUGUGUAGGGCAGACACUCAGAGACUCUUGUCCCUGUGUCCCCUUCCACGGGUGUGGGGAAUGGGCUGUCAGCAUCCCAGCAGAGAUCGGCCCGCAGAUGUCCCCGGGGCCUGGCUGCGGGUGAUCAGCACGUGGCAGUCCCUGAGGGCGGCUUGAUCAACAUUUUGUUCUCUUGCCUGCUCCCUGCAUUAACGUCACGUUCAUUCAUUCGUUCACUGGGUGCGAUGAGAGAAAAUGCCACCCAGGGCAGGUCGCGAAGGAGGGAGGAGCCCCUCCCCCCGCGGGCGGGCCUUCCCUGUCCCUUGUCAUGGUACGGCCUCGUGAGCACCCAGCGUGUGGAGUUCUGACAUUCCUGAGACUCGAGUCAUAGUCUAUAACCCUCCUCCGGGACGGGCGUUUUCUUCUCUGCUCUCAGGCUCCCACGGGUUCAGCCGGGAUGGUCUCCCCGAAGGCGGGGGAAGGGCCAAGCUGCCGGAGCCCCUGGCACUGGCGGACCUCGCCACCGCCCUCCUGGGAAAGCACAUGUGGACGCACCGGGCAGGCGUGCGGGCGGAGGGGGCUCUCGGGGUCCGUCCAGACCCUCCACUGUCGCUCUCGCCUGGGAGCACGAGCAGGUGGUGCCGUGGUGUUUGUUUAUUUUUUAUUUUUUAGGAGAUUCAUCACUGCGCAUUAUGAGUCCCCAUUAUUGACUCCGAAAUAAAAACGGGGAAGAGCUUCUGGUCGGGGAAACGCGCAUCCAGGGACUUUGGCCCCUGAGCCCGGCUCUCCUAUGACGACAGCCACACGACAAGAAGUUCUUGGCCUCUACCGCCGAAUUUUCAGGCUUGCGAGGAAGUGGCAGGCGGCAUCCGGGCAGAUGGAAGACACCAUUAAAGAAAAACAGUACAUACUGAACGAAGCCAGGACGCUGUUCCAGAAAAACAAAAACCUCACGGACGCACGCCUGAUCCAGCAGUGCAUAGAGGAGUGCACGGCCAGGAUCGAAAUCGGACUGCACUACCAGAUCCCGUACCCGAGGCCCAUUCAUCUGCCUCCAAUGGGCCUUACCCCACUACGAGGCCGGGGCCUUCGCAACCAGGAAAAGCUGAGGAAGCUUUCCAAACCAGUGUACCUCCAGUCUCACGAUGAGGUUUCCUAGCCCGGAAGGAGGUUGAUUCCCCUGCACGAUGAGCCCACUAGGUCUGCACUAUAAGCCAGAUGACAAAACCCUUCUGCCUGACGAGGGGCAAAAAUUCGAAUAUCUUCUUAAAAACCUCCAAAAUACUGAUUCUCACCGCGUGAUGUGUGCUGUUUGUCAAGGCCUUGCCGCCUGAGCAGACGACACCAGUCCUAGAGGCUGCGGACCGCACAUCCUCCCCAAAGCAUCAUUUAGAAGCAAGGCUGAGGCCCAUGGGAGGCUUUUCCUCAGAAGACCUCGCUGGACACGCCAGCCGACACACAGACGUCACCCAGGUCCUGGAAGUCCUCGUGGCGGCUGUCAGACGACACACCACCCUCACAAUAGUUCAGGCUGCUUUUUCAAGUAUCAGAUUUGCUUAAAAGUGGGCUUUUUGUGUGUUGUCUUUUGACCCUUCCAAUUUCCAGAUAAACCCUCCUUAAAAAGUGCAUCAUUGGAUUUAUCAUGGUUUUUCAUGGAAAUUUUCUAUGAGUCCCAUCCCCGCCCCCGACACAACACAUACACAAAAGUGCGUCGUAGCUAAAUGCAUGUUUGCUUUGUCUUUACAGCGUGUAAUUACUUGGGAUGCACUUAGCCUCUGAAAGGCUCAUUUGAAACUCAUACUGCAUUCAUUAUGAGUAUUUUACCUUGACAUAAUUAGAAUGUGCAAGGGCCAAGCUGGCUCUCAAAUGAUGUCUAAGCAGAAGUGGGACAAGGAGAGAUCAGAACACCAGGGCGCACACCCCGCAUGUGUGGGGUCCAGUGAGACCCCCCCAUGGGAAGUCAGUAGAAGUCUGUAGCAUUCCCUCCACUUCCAGAGAGGAUGGGCGUCACCAAUAAACACAAAUCUCUCGA